AUGAACAAUACCUUGGACAUUAUUACAGGUAGCAAACUGGGAAAACGCCACAUAGUCGAGGAUAUCCUUGGAGAGGGCGGCUUUGGCGUUGUGGCAAAAUGCCAAAACAUGUGCACCGGUAGGACUGAGGCAGUUAAGGUCAACAGGUGUGAACCUGACGAUAUGUAUCAGGCCUUUGUGGAAAUUUCCCUCCUGAAGCGACUGCGGUGUCUCAAUGCAGACACUUGCAACAUCGUGGAGUGGAAUGGGUAUUUCUUUCACGAAGAAAACAUCUGUAUGACCUUUGAAGUACUGGAUGUAAGUUUGGACACGUACCUGACGCAGAGAGGAAACCCAGGUCUUCCGGUCACAGAGAUCCGGCCAGUGUUACACCAGGUGGCCACAGCUCUGUCGCACCUGCACUCUAUCGGUGUGGUGCACUUGGACCUGAAACCUGAGAACAUCAUGGUUGUUGAUCGCACUCAGCAGCCAGUCAGGGUCAAAAUUAUUGACUUUGGUCUGUCAGGUCUGCUGUCAGAGAUCAAACAGGGUCUGCGUCAAGGGUCCACCUGGUACAUGGCACCAGAGAUGAUCCUUGCUGCCCCAUUAAAUGAGACCCUUGACAUGUGGUCUCUUGGGGUCAUAGCGGCGGAGUUGGCCAUGGGGUGCCCUCUUUACCCGGGAAACAUAGACUACGAUGUCCUCAGUUACAUCGUAGAAACCCAGGGUCAGCCACCAGACGACGUUCUGGACAGAGGGACGUGGACUCCUCUAUUCUUCCAUCGCCAAAGAAAGAAGCGUCCGCUCUGGAGAAUUAAGUCUCCAGAGGAGUUCCACCAUGACAGUGGAUGUCAUCCAGAGGGCAGGAGGAACAGCAGACUCAGCUGUCUGGAUGAUAUAGGACACAGAAUGGCGAGACAAGCUGGACACCACAGUGAUCAGCAGACACUGCUCAGCUUAAUCAAGAGCAUGUUGCAUCUCGAUGCUGGUCAGAGAGUGAAGGCGAGGGAGGCUUUACAGCAUCCCUUCUUUGCUCCUGGUGUCCAGCGUAAAGAGGAUGCCCAAACUGUGGACCUCAGUGAAGUAAGAGUCCAACAUCCAGGUCCCUCCCUGUCUCCUAUAUUGGAGGAAGACAGUGAGGAGGAUGCCCAGCCAGAGGACAGUGGCAGGGAAGGAGUCCCCCAACACCAUGUCCAACCUCCAGCUCUGUCAGUGUCGACAACAUUGAGGGAGAAGCGCGGAGGGAGCAUCGGUGCCAAAAAAAGCCAGCAAAUCCGGCUUCCAGCUCCAGCUUUGUCCACUGUACUGGAAGAAGAUACUGAAGAGGACAACCGACGAGGGGACAGCGGCACUGUAACAGUGGACAUAGAAAAUCUAGUCCGAUGUUCAACAUUGUCGUCCACCUCUUCAGACGAGAGACCUCCAGAAGACUUCAAACCUGAGGAAGAUGACAGGCAGGAUGGCUGGAUGAGGCGCACCAUUAACACAAUCAGGGAUGCCUUCAGGCGCCUCCUCUCUUAG
This is a messenger RNA of Stegastes partitus (bicolor damselfish), 1500 nucleotides long. NCBI's taxonomy places the organism in Eukaryota, Metazoa, Chordata, Actinopteri, Pomacentridae. The record is from RefSeq and is a predicted model, not a curated record.